CCAGCGGCCUUACUCUUAUCAGACAUUCGCAGGCACUUACACAGAGUUGACCUUCGGAUUACUCUCGCUGGGUAUUGCAAACGCCUUGAGCAGUGAGGAUAACACAUCUGAGGAAGAAAGUGAAGAAGACGAGAGCAAAAUGGGAAGCGAAAACGUAACCAGCCCAAGCCGACAUCAGGUCGACAUCAGGUCCCGCUGGAAACCACCUCAUUUCAACUUCACGCAUGACAUCUCUUCCGUUAUAAAUUCCAUACGGCAAGGAAAGGGCGCCCCAUCCACGUCACCGCGUACGUCAGGGCUGAUAGUGCCAGUGGUGUCGGCGGGGUUGGUGCUGCUGGUGAAAGUGCUGGUGGUGCUGGUGGUGUUCCGCUGCAUGCGACGACGGAGAUCAGUGGUACCUGUCUCUGAGACCAGCCAUCCCCGCGACCCUGAUCUGGCCACGCCCACAAGAGCUUCAGUCCACGGCAUUGAGAACAGCCUGUACGAGCCAGUCGAGCCUUUCAGCGGCCUUCAGACACCCGCCGCCGGGGGACACCAGCAGGGGCAACAGUACAUCAUUGAGAACACCCUGUACGACCCUUUCAGCGGCCCUCAGACACCCACCGCCGGGGGACACCAGCAGGGGCAACAGUACAUCAUUGAGAACACCCUGUACGACCCUUUCAGCGGCCCUCAGACACCCGCCGCCGGGGGACACCAGCAGGGGCAAGAGUACGUCAUUGAGAACACCCUGAACGAGCCUUUCAGCGGCCCCCAGACACCCGCCGCCGGGGGACACCAGGGGCAAGAGUACGUCAUUGAGAACACCCUGUUUGAGCCUUUCAGCGGCCCUCAGACACCCACCGCCGGACGUUAGGGGCAAGAGUAGGCCUACGUCAUUGAGAACACCCUGUAUGAGCCUUUCAGCGACCCCCAGACACCCGCCGCCGGACAUUAGGAGCAAGAGUAGGCCUACGUCAUUGAGAACACCCUGUAUGAGCCUUUCAGCGGCCCUCAGACACCCGCCGCCACAUAGAAACACGACAGCAACAUAGAAACACGACAGCCACAUAGGAACAAGACAGCCACAUAGAAACACGACAGCCACAUAGAAACACGACAGCCACAUAGGAACACGACAGCCACAUAGGCACACGACAGCCACAUAGAAACACGACAGCCACAUAGGAACACGCAGCCACAUAGAAACACGACAGCCAUAUAGGAACACGCAGCCACAUAGAAACACGCAGCCACACAGGCACAUGACAGCCACAUAGGAACACGACAGCAACAUCGAAACACAACGGCCAUAUAGGAACAAGACAGCCACAUAGGAACACGACAGCCACAUAGGAACACGCAGCCACAUAGAAACACAACAGCCACAUAGGAACACGACAGCCACAUAGAAACACGACAGCCACAUAGGAACACGCAGCCACAUAGAAACACGACAGCCACAUAGGAACACGACAGCCAAAUAGGAACACGACAGCCACAGAGGAACACAACAGCCACAUAGAAACACGACAGCCACAUAGGAACACGCAGCCACAUAGAAACACGACAGCCACAUAGAAACACGACAGCCACAUAGGAACACGCAGCCACACAGAAACACGACAGCCACAUAGAAACACGACAGCCACAUAGAAACACACAGCCACAAAGAAACACGACAGCCACAUAGGAACACAACAGCCACAUAGGAACACACAGCCACAUAGAAACACGACAGCCACAUAGAAACACGACAGCCACAUAGGAACACGCAGCCACAUAGAAACACGACAGCCACAUAGAAACACAACAGCCACAUAGGAACACGCAGCCACAUAGAUACACGACAGCCACAUAGAAACACGACAGCCACAUAGGAACACGCAGCCACAUAGAAACACGACAGCCACAUAGGAACACGCAGCCACAUAGAAACACGAUAGCCACAUAGAAACACGACAGCCACAUAGGAACACGCAGCCACAUAGAAACACGACAGCCACAUAGAAACACGACAGCCACAUAGGAACACGACAGCCACAUAGGAACACGCAGCCACAUAGAAACACGACAGCCACAUAGGAACACGCAGCCACAUAGAAACACGACAGCCGCACAGGCACACGACAGCCACAUAGAAACACGACAGCCACACAGGCACACGACAGCCACAUAGAAACUCGACAGCCACACAGGCACACGACAGCCACAUAGGAACACGCAGCCACAUAGAAACACACAGCCACAUAGAAACACGAGAGCCACAUAGAAACACGACAGCCACAUAGGAACACGACAGCCACAUAGGAACACGACAGCCACAUAUAAACACGACAGACACAUAGGAACACACAGCCACAUAGAUACACGACAGCCACAUAGAAACACGACAGCCACAUAGGAACACGCAGCCACAUAGAAACACGACAGCCACAUAGGAACACGCAGCCACAUAGAAACACGACAGCCACAUAGAAACAUGACAGCCACAUAGGAACACGCAGCCACAUAGAAACACGACAGCCAAAUAGAAACACGACAGCCACAUAGGAACACGACAGCCACAUAGGAACACGCAGCCACAUAGAAACACGACAGCCACAUAGGAACACGCAGCCACAUAGAAACACGACAGCCACACAGGCACACGACAGCCACAUAGAAACACGACAGCCACACAGGCACACGACAGCCACAUAGAAACUCGACAGCCACACAGGCACAUGACAGCCACAUAGGAACACGCAGCCACAUAGAAACACACAGCCACAUAGAAACACGACAGCCACAUAGAAACACGACAGCCACAUAGAAACACGACAGCCACAUAGGAACACGACAGCCACAUAGGAACACGACAGCCACAUAGAAACACGACAGCCACAUAGGAACACGCAGCCACAUAGAAACACGACAGCCACAUAGGAACACGACAGCCACAUAGGCACACGACAGCCACAUAGAAACACGACAGCCACAUUGGAACACGACAGCCACAUAGGAACACGACAGCCACAUAGGAACACGCAGCCACAUAGAAACACGACAGCCACAUAGGAACACGCCGCCACAUAGAAACACGACAGCCACACAGGCACAGGACAGCCACAUAGAAACAAGACAGCCACAUAGAAACACGACAGCCACAGAGGAACAUGACAGCCACAUAGGAACACGACAGCCACAUAGGAACACGCAGCCACAUAGAAACACGACAGCCACAUAGGAACAUGCAGCCACAUAGAAAUACGACAGCCAUACAGGUACACGACAGCCACAUAGAAACACGACUGCCACACAGGCACACGACAGCCACAUAGAAACUCGACAGCCACACAGGCACACGACAGCCACAUAGAAACUCGACAGCCACACAGGCACACGACAGCCACAUAGAAACUCGACAGCCACACAGGCACACGACAGCCACAUAGAAACUCGACAGCCACACAGGCACACGACAGCCACAUAGAAACUCGACAGCCACACAGGCACACGACAGCCACAUAGGAACACGCAGCCACACAGGCACACGACGGCCACAUAGGAACACGAAGCCACGUAGAAACAUGACAGCCACACAGGCACACGACAGCCACAUAGGAACACGCAGCCACACAGGCACACGACGGCCACAUAGGAACACGAAGCCACGUAGAAACAUGACAGCCACACAGGCACACGACAGCCACAUGUGUGUGUUUAUAAAUUGAUGUACUGUACCAUGAAAAAUGAAGGAUUAUUUUCUAAUGUAUCUCCUGAAUACAGAACUAAAAGUUCUUUAAUGGCCUUACAGUUACUUUUCAAGAUUUUUCUUCUUCAUAUAAAGAGGUGUGGUUAUAAACCAGCCAGUAUAUAUUAAAGGCUGUUCCACUACAGUUUUCAAACUGUGCAUUGAAAGCUCUUCUAUGUUAAUCCCAAUUAUACAAUGGACAUCUUUAAUUAAUAUUUUGAAUCUGUAUAUUUCAGUAUCACACAGUGAUACUGAAAUAUAGUGAUAUUGUGACCUGUUCUGGUUCAUUUCCAAAGUAUUUUGUUCACUGAUGUCUUUUUUUUCUGUGUGUUAAUGAUUUACUGUAGCUAGUAAUGCAUUAGUCUUAAGCAGUUCACUGCCGCCCUGCAGGAGUGCUUGGGCCAAAGUUUUGGCCUAAGACCUGCAACCCAGUGUAUUCCUCUUCGGCCUUUAUUUUAGCGGCGUGCCUCGCUCACAUCGGCGUUCAGUUAUCGCCGAGCGGUUACGAUCCAUGAUUUCCAUGCUCCUGUGAAGGGCAGCCCCUCACGGCCCUGCCUCUCCUGCUGCGGAAAGAACCUAACUGAAUGAUUGUUGCGAUAACCACAACGAGGGUCACACGGCACCGCAAUGUGACGGAAUAUGAAAAACAAUAAAUGUACUUGACAAACAA
Molecule: messenger RNA, 4385 nt
Organism: Eriocheir sinensis (Chinese mitten crab)
Lineage: Eukaryota; Metazoa; Arthropoda; Malacostraca; Decapoda; Varunidae
Exons: 3
Coding region: 140-856 (238 amino acids)
Source: RefSeq, a predicted model, not a curated record